GGGGGCGGGGAGCCCGCGGGCUGGGAGCCGGCGGCGGCGGCGGCGGCCGAGCGGGGUCAGUCCUUUGGAGGGUUUGCCAAUGUGGGAGCCGCCCGCCCAGCGUCCCCGGCCACAAGGUUUUGGAGCCGUGAGGGGUCCCGCAGCUGGGUCCACGUUGCUUUAACAUGCUUCAAAUCAACCAGAGAUUAUCACUGCUAAUAUUUUGGGGUGUAUGCUUCUAGAUAUUUUUCUACGCAGCUUCUCUCCAAGAUAAAAUGGCAAAGCCCAAAGAGAAAACUCCAGUGUGUCUGGUAAAUGAGUUAGCCCGUUUCAAUAGAGUCCAACCCCAGUAUAAGCUUCUGAGAGAAAGAGGGCCUGCUCACGCGAAGAUGUUCUCAGUGCAGCUGAGCCUCGGUGAGCAGACAUGGGAAUCGGAAGGGAGCAGCAUCAAGAAGGCCCAACAGGCCGUGGCUAGUAAAGCUCUGACUGAAUCUACACUCCCCAAGCCCGUUCAGAAACCGCCCAAAAGUAAUGUCAACAAUAACCCAGGUAGCAUCACCCCCACGGUGGAACUGAACGGGCUUGCCAUGAAGAGGGGAGAGCCUGCCAUCUACAGGCCACUGGAUCCAAAGCCCUUCCCAAAUUACAGAGCUAAUUACAACUUCCGGGGCAUGUACAACCAGAGGUAUCAUUGCCCGAUGCCUAAGAUCUUUUACGUUCAGCUGACUGUAGGAAACAAUGAGUUUUUUGGGGAAGGGAAGACUCGGCAAGCUGCUAGACACAAUGCCGCCAUGAAGGCCCUCCAGGCGCUGCAGAACGAGCCCAUUCCCGAAAAGUCCUCUCAGAAUGGCGAAUCCGGAAAAGAAAUGGAUGAUGACAAAGACGCCAAUAAAUCUGAGAUCAGCUUAGUGUUUGAAAUUGCUCUGAAGCGAAAUAUGCCCGUCAGUUUCGAGGUUAUUAAAGAGAGCGGGCCACCACACAUGAAAAGCUUCGUUACGCGGGUGUCCGUGGGGGAGUUCUCUGCGGAAGGAGAGGGGAACAGCAAAAAGCUCUCUAAGAAGCGGGCCGCAACCACCGUCUUACAGGAGCUCAAGAAACUCCCGCCUCUUCCUGUGGUUGAAAAGCCAAAACUAUUUUUUAAAAAACGCCCUAAAACCAUAGUCAAAGCUGGACCAGAAUAUGGUCAAGGAAUGAACCCCAUUAGCCGCCUGGCCCAAAUUCAACAGGCCAAGAAGGAAAAGGAGCCAGACUAUGUUUUGCUUUCAGAGAGAGGAAUGCCGAGACGUCGGGAGUUUGUGAUGCAGGUCAAGGUAGGCAAUGAAGUUGCUACUGGGACAGGACCGAAUAAAAAGAUAGCCAAAAAGAAUGCCGCAGAAGCAAUGCUGCUACAGCUCGGUUAUAAAGCAUCCACUAGUCUUCAAGAUCAACUUGACAAGACAGGGGAAAACAAAGGAUGGAGUGGCCCAAAGGCUAGUUUUCCCGAACCAACCAAUAACACUCCGAAAGGAAUUCUUCAUUUGUCUCCUGAUGUUUAUCAAGAGAUGGAAGCCAGCCGCCACAAAGUAAUCUCUGGCAGUUCCCUAGGCUAUUUGUCACCCAAAGACAUGAACCAGCCCUCCAGCUCCUUCUUCAGUCUAUCUCCCACCUCGAAUAGCUCAGCCACAAUUGCCAGGGAACUCCUUAUGAAUGGAACAUCUCCUACGGCGGAAGCCAUAGGGUUAAAAGGAAGUUCUCCUCCCCCUUGUUCUGCAGUACAACCUUCAAAACAGCUGGAAUAUUUAGCAAGGAUUCAAGGCUUCCAGGUGCACUACUGUGAUAGACAUAGUGGCAGAGAGUGUGUGGCCUGCCUGACCUUAGCCCCCGCGCGGAUGGCUUUCCAUGCUGGUGGAAGCUCCGUUGAAGCCAGCCAUGACCCGGCUGCUUUAAGUGCCUUGAAACAAUUUUCUGAGCAAGGACUGGAUCCAAUGGAAGGGACAAUGAAUAUUGACAAAAGCUCUCUUGAAAAACAAGGCCAGCAUCUGGGAGAGAAGGCGGACAGUAACCAGACACACCCAGGCCCCAUCGCUCAGGACUGCAAGAAAUCAAAGUCCGUCAUCUAGCAGCUCCCCGGACCACGGCAGCCACCGCAUCCUUAUAAACCUGUCAGCACGCAUGAGGGUGUCUGUGUUCGAGGAAAUGAAUGACGAAUGCCCGUCGUUGGGUCUUAUGUGAAGACAACGCUGUUCUAGCCACGAGAUAAUAUACGUAGUCCUGUUCAUUCACCCUGGUGGGGGAGGGGGGAGGGGGAUAAAACUCUGCGCAUUUCCCUUGGAACCUGAGAUCAGAUCAUAACUCCUGUGUCCAGAGGCAGCGGACAUCCGAUCCUGCUACCGGGUCCCGCGAUAGCCAUGAAUGAACCGUGUUAGACACAGAGGUGACGCUUUCCCAGGAUCGACAGGGAGACCGGACCCGGCCCCGGGUCCCGGUGGUUCUCUCUCUCUCUUCUCUCUCUCUCUCUCUCUCUCUCUCUCUCUCUCUCUCUCUCUCUCUCUCUCUCUCUCUCUCUCUCUCGGCGCUUGUGUCUCGUUCUCUUCUCUCUCGUUUUUAAAUAAUGCUUGACGAUUCACCUGUCUCCCGAUGCUGUGCUGUGGAAUGUGAUGGUCGUUGUCUUCAUAUAGAGUCACGCAGUUUCUCUCUCUCUGCAGGUCUUUGUAACCUUCAUCCUCUCUCCCGUGUGAGUCACUGUUCAGGCGUGCGCACACACACACACACACACACUGCUCAAAGCCGUAUGCCAACCAACGUGGUUUCAAUCCGGUCGGAUAUUGAAAACUAUGAAAUCACGUUAGGAUCAACUAGUUCCCAUAGACUCCGGGAGUUUAAAAAACAACAAAAAAAAUAGCUCCCUCGUGGGUUUUGAGCCCCGUCAUGUUCUCAGCCACCUGGGGGGGGGAGGGGGCGUCUUGCCUCCGCCCACCGUUUCCCUGGGCCCCGCGUCCUAUGGCGGGAUUCCACCCACCCCAUUCCUGUCUUGUAGCCACUCACUGUGUGCAUCAAGAGUGUGUUUUGAAUACCUGCCUCCGGACUAGGGACGGUGAGGAGGACCCAUGUCGAUGCUGUCCCUGGCAGGGAAGGGAGAGCCAGCGGACGAGCCGUCGGAGGAGUCUAGCCAGCUUGUAGCCAGCCACGCUCGGGGCCAGCAUGUCGGGAUCCAGCGUGUAGCAAAUGCAGUAAAAAUUUGGUCGGUUUCUGUGUGA
This is a messenger RNA of Pipistrellus kuhlii (Kuhl's pipistrelle), 3215 nucleotides long. It is a transcript of the gene STAU2, whose product is annotated as staufen double-stranded RNA binding protein 2. Lineage: Eukaryota; Metazoa; Chordata; Mammalia; Chiroptera; Vespertilionidae. The record is from RefSeq and is a predicted model, not a curated record.